ACUAGUGACACCCACACGCCCGUCUGCCUCAUGGCUCCACCCUCCCCCCCGAGAUCCAAUCCACUUCACGACUCUCAAUUUCACAAUCCAAAUUAGGAAAUAAAAAAAUACAAUCAACAUUCAACACACAUCUAAACUUCUGUUAUUCUUAUUAGAUGUAUUAUUUGUAGUACAAUCUAGUAGGUGGAUAAAUCUGGGAAUAUCAUAUCAGGAUAUACUACUUUGCUUGCUUGUAUAAUAACCCAAUAAAGCACCUCAGAAAAAUACACCAACCAACCAAAAACAAGCAAAGAAAUGCGGCAAAUAGUACAAAAAUCAGGCACUAGACCACCAUGGGUAGGUCUAGCAGCUGCAGUUUGGGUUGAAUUUGCUGCUGGAAACUCUUACAACUUCCCACUCUUUUCUAAUUCAUUGAAAUCUGUACUGGGUUUUACUCAACAGCAGAUUACAAUUCUUGGUGUUGCAAAUGACAUUGGUGAAAGUGUGGGUAUUUUGCCUGGCAUUGCCUGUAACAAGUUUCCACCUUGGGUUGUUUUGUUUAUUGGUGCUUUGGGUUGUUUCUUGGGUUAUGGUGUUCUUUGGCUUGCUGUUACUCAGACUGUGCUCAACUUGCCUUACUGGGUGUUGUGGCUUGCACUGGUUAUUGGGUCUAACAGCUGUGCAUGGUUCGGGACAGCUGUUCUUGUUACCAACAUGAGGAACUUCCCUCUGAGUAGGGGCACUGUUGCUGGUCUUCUGAAGGGCUAUGUUGGUCUUAGUGCUGCCAUAUAUACCGAGAUAUAUGGUAUGGUGCUUGAUAAAUCUGAUACAGCACUCCUCUUGUUUCUCACUUUAGGCCUCCCUAUCAUAUGCUUUUCCAUGAUGUACUUCAUCAGACCAUGUACCCCGGCAUCUGGAGAAGACUCUUCUGAGAAAAAACAUUUCAUAUUUACUCAAGGGGCUACUAUAUUUCUUGGAAUAUAUCUCCUCACAACCACAAUCAUUGCGGAUAAACUAUCUGUCCGGAGAGCUAUUUGCUAUGCGUUUGUUAUUGCAAUGGUUAUAUUCAUGAUGGCGCCUCUUGCAAUCCCAAUCAAGAUGACUUUAUUCCCUUCCAGCAAAAAACCUAGUGAACCUGUAGAUUCUUCAGACCAGUUGAUGUCAGGGGCCAACGAGUCGGAUCAAACAGAACCUUUGUUGGAAAAAUCUUCUUUAGACUAUCGUGGGAGUUUUCGAGACAGUGAAGAAGGUUCUGAUUUGGAGAUUCUUUUAGCUGUUGGAGAGGGUGCUGUAAAAGAGAAAAAGAGACCCCGCAGAGGCGAUGAUUUCAAGUUCCGUGAAGUAAUAGUCAAGGCUGAUUUUUGGCUUUUGUGGUUGGUGUACUUUCUAGGAGUUGGUACUGGAGUCACUGUUCUUAAUAAUUUGGCACAGAUCGGAUAUGCUCAAGCAGAGCGUGAUACAACCGUACUGUUGUCCCUAUUUUCUAUCUGCAAUUUUGUUGGACGCCUAGGUGGAGGUGCUGUUUCGGAAUAUUUUGUCAGAUUGACAACAAUUCCUAGGACCAUUUGGAUGACGGUUACUCAACUGAUUAUGGUCAUAGCUUUCUUAUUUUAUGCAUUUGCUGUUAGUGGUACCCUUCAUGUGGCGACUGCAUUGCUUGGAACCUGCUACGGUGUUCAGACUGCAAUAAUGAUUCCAACUGCCUCUGAGCUAUUUGGGCUUAAAAAUUUUGGUGUCAUUUACAACUUUAUACAGUUUGGCAAUCCCAUUGGUGCUCUUCUUUUCUCAGGAAUGCUUGCUGGUUAUAUAUAUGAUGCUGAGGCCAUCAAACAAGGAGUAUCUACCUGUAUAGGUGCUUCUUGCUUUAAGCUUACAUUCUUUGUUCUUGCUGGACUUUGUGGGUUGGGAUCAUUAUUAGGCAUACUACUCACAAUAAGAAUCAUACCUGUAUACAAAAUGCUCUAUGCUGGAGGUUCUUUCCGUUCACUUCCAAGAUCAGAUCAUUGACAACAGGGUUGCUGUAGGGAGAUCAGAUUUACUCCGAGCUAAAAGUGAUUGCGUACCCCUUUGUAUUAUUCAUAUGCUGUAUUUUGUGAGGUAAAUCUUGCACUUUGAUUCUGUUAGACUUCUGCUACACGGAAUUGAGGAUUUGUUUUCCCUGGGAUUUCUCGCUGAUAGUAGUACCUGUUUGUAUUCAAAUUCUCCGUCGAUGGUGUUAAAUAUUUGCCUUAGAGGCUUGUACGUGUAAGUUGUUAGUGUUAUGGCAAACGGAUGAGAUCUUAUGAUUAUUGUCCAAAUGAUAUUAUUACUAUUGUAAGAUACUCCAUUAAAAGAAGCAAAUGUCAAUGGUUGCUUGCAUGCUGUUCUGAUAAA
Molecule: messenger RNA, 2352 nt
Organism: Beta vulgaris subsp. vulgaris (sugar beet)
Lineage: Eukaryota; Viridiplantae; Streptophyta; Magnoliopsida; Caryophyllales; Amaranthaceae
Exons: 3
Coding region: 295-1986 (563 amino acids)
Cellular component (GO): membrane
Source: RefSeq, a predicted model, not a curated record